Molecule: messenger RNA, 893 nt
Organism: Teleopsis dalmanni
Lineage: Eukaryota; Metazoa; Arthropoda; Insecta; Diptera; Diopsidae
Product: microsomal glutathione S-transferase 1
Exons: 3
Coding region: 237-767 (176 amino acids)
Cellular component (GO): membrane
Source: RefSeq, a predicted model, not a curated record
AUGCGAUUUAAUUACGCCGUCAAACCAGUUAUGGCUAGUCGCUUGCCUCUAUUGGCAUCUUGCCAUUUGCUAUUCGCCAAAAUCAAGAUUGGCUUUGGCUAGUUGAGUAGUUUGAGUUUUUGAGAAUUCUGUCGAAAAUCUAGAAGCCAGUGUAGUUUUAGACUCGAAGGUGUAUUGUAAUAUAUUUCUCUGUUUCUGUUUUGGUUCAGCUAUUUUCACUUUUAAAUUGCAACAUAAUGAGCUCAGCUUCAAGUGUCCAACCAACGUCAGUGGUGCCACCACAAAUGUCAACGAUCAGUGCCAUUGAUAAGGCAAUGAAUUUGUUGACCCUUGAUAAUCCAGUUUUCUGCUGUUUUCUUUUUUGGACCAGCAUUUUGGUGAUAAAAAUGCUUCUGAUGUCAUUACUGACUGCACUGCAACGUUUCAGAAAUAAGGUCUUUCCCAAUCAAGAAGAUUUGUUCUUCAAGAACAUAGAGGUGGAAUUUAAUGAUCCACAUGUGGAACGUGUUCGCAGAGCUCAUCGCAACGAUAUGGAAAAUAUUUUACCCUACUUCACUAUGGCGAUCAUUUAUAUUUGCACAAAUCCAAAUCCAAGUAUCGCAUGUAACUUAUUCCGUGUGGUCGCUGUAGCCCGUAUUUUGCACACUUUGGUCUAUGCCUUCUACCCAGUACCGCAGCCAUCGCGUGUAAUCGCUUUUGGAGUAGCGUUUGCCAUAACGAUUUAUAUGGCAUGCGAUGUAGCAUUGCAGACACUUAAAUAUAUAUAAAAAACUAUAUAUUAAAUAUAUAGUUAAUUUUAAUUAUUUGUAAAUAAUUAGUGAUUAAUAAUGGUGUACCUGGUUUAUCUUCUCUAUUCGGUGUGAGAAUUGGUCAAUAAAAUUAUUUUGAAAAGA